UCACAGUCCCACACGAGCUCACGAGGGUUUUAUUGCGCAAUGAACUAAAUUUUAUGGGCUUCUUUAGUAAUUUUUUUUAAAAAGUUUUAGGGUUUUCCACUUCUUAAUUUCACUUUCUUUUUCACUCUCCUCCUUCAAUUCGAAAAAAAAUCAAAACAUUGAUUAAUCCCUAAUUACCAACUCUCUCUCCCUCUCUGAAUUCACUCAAUUUCAAUUACCAGGUUGUGUGUCCUUCUUUUGCUUCAAUAGAGAAUUAAAAUGCAAGUGCGGUUUCGAGUGAUUGCCAGGGUUUAGUUUUGAAAACGAAGGGUUUUUGGUAUGGAUGUUCAUGUGAUCGAUGGUGAAGAGGGGAUGGGUCAUCGUGGGGUGGCCUAUGAUGGAGAUUCAGAACCAAAUGAUAGUGGAGAAGCGAAUAACAGGGAACAUGACGAGGAUGGGGCUGCUGAGCUGCAUGAGCCGUGUGUGGGCAUGGAAUUUGAUUCAGAGAAUGCUGCAAAGACUUUCUAUGAUGAGUAUGCUAGACGCCUAGGUUUUAGCACCAAUGUUGCUCAUUUUACCCGUCCUAAAACCGAUGGGGCGAUGGCUGCUAGAGAGUUUGUAUGUGGUAGGGAGGGUUUGAAGAGAAGGUCUGCUUAUAGUUGUCAUGCUAUGCUUAGAAUAGAGUUGAAGAGUCCAGGAAAAUGGGUUGUGACGCACUUUGUAAAGGAGCAUAACCAUUCGACUACUAGUCUCAGGAAAGUGAAAUACCUUCGGCCCCGCAGGCAUUUUGCUGGUGCUGCAAAGAGUGUUGCUGAAACUGGGCAAGGAGUGGGAGUUGCUCCAAGUGGUGUUGGCCAAGCAGCAGCAGUUGUUUCUAGUCGUGUUGGCCAAGGAGUGGGAGUUGUUCCAAGUGGUGUAAUGUAUCUUUCAAUGGAUGGAAACCACACACCUGUAGCAGAGACAAACCAUGGAGUUAGGAAUACUCCUCCUGCCGAACCAAAUCGUGUUAUUAAGACUUCUACAACAGUGAAUUAUAUUGGUAGGCCCAAUAACCAAAAGAGGACUCUAGGAAGGGAUGCUCAGAAUCUGCUGGAGUAUUUCAAGAAAAUGCAGGCUGAGAAUCCUGGUUUCUUUUAUGCAAUACAACUCGAUGAUGAAAAUCGCAUGGCUAAUGUUUUUUGGGCCGAUGCAAGGUCAAGAACUGCUUACACUCAUUUUGGUGAUGCAGUUACAUUUGACACAAAUUCUCGAGUAAAUCAAUAUAGGGUGCCAUUUGCCCCAUUCACAGGUUUGAACCAUCAUGGUCAAACAAUUUUAUUUGGCUGUGCAAUACUUCUUGAUGAUUCUGAAGCUUCUUUUGUUUGGUUGUUCAAGACAUUUCUAACAGCAAUGUAUGAUCAACAGCCUGCUUCUAUAAUCACCAACCGAGACAGGGCCAUACAGACAGCGGUUUCUCAGGUGUUUCCUGAUGCCCGACACUGUAAUUGUAAAUGGCAUGUUUUAAGAGAAGGCCAAGAAAAAUUGGCUCAUGUAUGCAAUGCACAUCCCAAUUUUCAAUUGGAACUGUAUAAUUGUAUCAACUUGACUGAAACUAUUGAGGAGUUUGAAUCAUCAUGGAGGGAUAUUCUUGACAAAUAUGAUCUGAGAGGACAUGAAUGGCUUCAAUCGUUGUAUGAUGCUCGUGCUCAAUGGGUUCCAGUGUACUUCCGGGAUUCCUUUUUUGCUGUAAUGUCUCCAAAUCAAGGAUUCGAUGGUUCUUUUUUUGAUAGUUAUGUGAACCAACAGACCACAUUGCCGAUGUUCUGUAGACAGUAUGAAAGAGCAUUGGAUAAUUGGUUUGAAAGGGAGCUAGAAGCAGAUUUUGAUACAAUUUGCACCACACCAGUUUUGAGGACGCCAUCUCCUAUGGAGAAACAAGCAGCAAAUCUUUAUACGAGAAAAAUAUUUGCAAAAUUUCAAGAAGAGUUGGUUGAAACUUUUGUAUAUACUGCUAACAGGAUUGAGGGUGAUGCUGCUAUCAGCACAUUCAGGGUUGCAAAAUUUGAGGAUGACCAAAGGGCCUAUAUUGUUUCAUUAAACUAUCCGGAAAUGAGAGCAAACUGCAGCUGCCAAAUGUUUGAGUAUUCAGGCAUUCUUUGUAGACAUGUUUUGACAGUCUUCACAGUGACAAAUGUUCUGACAUUGCCACCUCAUUACAUCUUAAAACGAUGGACGAGAAAUGCCAAAAUCAGUACAGGAAUGGAUGACCACGGGGGUGAUUUGCCUGGCCAAGAGUCUCUUACUUUGCGAUACAACAAUCUAUGUCGAGAAGCAAUAAAAUAUGCAGAGGAAGGGGCAAUAGCUGCAGAGACUUAUAAUGUUGCAAUGGUUGCUCUUAGAGAAGGUGGAAAGAGGGUUGCUGUUGUGAAGAAAAAUGUGGCCAAAGUUUCACCUCCUGGGGCUGGUAACGAUGAUAGGAAGACCUCAACUUCAGCAUCAGAUACAACUCCAUUGUUAUGGCCACCGCAAGAUGAAGUUACCCGACGAUUUAAUCUGAAUGAUACUAGCACUCCAGUUCAAUCUGUUGCUGAUUUGAAUCUUCCCCGCAUGGCCCCUGUGUCCCUUCAGCGUGAUGAUGGUCCUCCUGGUAACAUGGCAGUUCUUCCUUGUCUCAAAUCAAUGACUUGGGUGAUGGAGAACAGGAGUUCAACAACAGGGAAUAGAGUUGCUGUCAUCAACCUGAAGUUGCAAGAUUAUGGCAAGACUCCAUCAACAGAAUUGGAGGUUAAGUUUCAACUCUCAAGAGUUACAUUGGAGCCGAUGUUGAGAUCUAUGGCAUAUAUCAGUGAACAGCUCUCAACACCAGCUAACAGAGUUGCAGUUAUCAGUCUGAAGCUUCAAGACACUGAAACAACUACAGGAGAGUCAGAGGUUAAAUUUCAGGUUUCCAGAGAUACAUUAGGUGCCAUGUUGAGAUCAAUGGCCUACAUUCGCGAGCAGCUUUCAAAUUCUGCUGAGCCCCAAGCGGAGCCUCCAUCAAAGAAGCAUCGGAAGUGAAAGCUUAUGUUUGCUGUCAACUAAAUCCAUGGUAGACAUACUGUUUUGGAGGACAGAGGAAGUGUGUUCAUCAAACUGUGUAUCAUUGCUCCCUUCGAGUCGGGCUAGCUUGCCCUUCAUUUUCCUUCCCCCAUCCCAACGCCCCCUGUAAGUUUGUUUUGUAACAUGUGUACAUGUAGCGUGUCAAAUUAUAAAAGCCAAGGCAUCAAAGAGUUGCAUUUUUGGUUUUUAUCUGACCCAGGUGCCUCAUUUGUUCCAUAUCCUUCUCAAGUUUUGGUAGAAUCGAUCAAACAUAAUUGUCUUCGCCAGUUUCCUUGUGUCACUUGAUCUUCAUGCCAUAAGAUUGCGCAUUUCCGCACGCCUUUAAGAUCAUUGGGAAGUCAAGGUUGAGGCAGAUACAAGACUUGUAUGGAGUUCUACACCAGUUCAUUAGCAUUCAAGAUGGAUGCUAUCUGCUUCCCGUGGCUAAAGAAGCAUCGCAUGUGGGAUCAUUUUCCAAUUUGUAAGGUUAUGCAAAAUGUGGUUGCUUGUUGAGUCUCCUUUCUCCAAGGUGGUUUAUUAACAAAAAUACUAAGGAGUAUGGUUUUUUUUCCCUUGAUUUUUAUUUUCGAUCAAUAUUUUUUUUAAUUUUAUUAUUUAAUAUAAGAUUUGUUUUUUUA
Populus trichocarpa (black cottonwood) is the source of this 3674-nucleotide messenger RNA. RefSeq names its product protein FAR1-RELATED SEQUENCE 3. Gene Ontology annotation, molecular function: zinc ion binding. The record is from RefSeq and is a predicted model, not a curated record. The transcript is spliced from 6 exons. The coding region runs from base 319 to 3015 and encodes 898 amino acids. NCBI's taxonomy places the organism in Eukaryota, Viridiplantae, Streptophyta, Magnoliopsida, Malpighiales, Salicaceae. Gene Ontology annotation, biological process: regulation of DNA-templated transcription.